AUGGCCGGCCACCCGGGUCUUCCCCCCGGUCACGCAUUGGCUCCUGGUCAACAUCCGAACGCUCAUCCAGGCGCCAUGAUGCAGCAAGUACAUCCUGGCGUGUCCGGGCCUGGCCCACAAGUAACUCAAGGCGGUCCGAUGAUGGGACAAAUGCCUCCAGGUGCGGGAACCACUGGCCCAGGAGGGCCCGUACAGGCUCACGCUCUCUCCCAUAUUGGCCCGCAACCGCACUUGUUUCAACAGCCACCAUAUGCGCAAAAUUUUGGCGGAAACCCGCAGCUUAUCCAGCAACAUCACCAGAACAUGAUGAGACAGCGUAUAAUGUUUCAGCAACAACAAGCGCAGCAAGGCCAAGGCCCUCAUCAGCAGCCACAACAGCCCCAGCCGCAGCACGGAGGUCUUUCUGUGUCCCUACCGAAUGGAACGCAAGCUAUGAACGCAGCGCACAUGGUUGCCAUGCAGAACCCGGCGAUGCGACCUAACAUUCAGCAAAUGCAGCAACUUCAGAUGUCUCAUGCGCAACCCCAAAGCCUUCAGCAGCAGCAACAGCAGCUAUUCGCCAUGCAGCAAGCACAGGCAGCCCAAGCCCAGGCCCAGGCCCAGGCUCAGGCUCAGGCCCAAGCACAGGCUCAGGCUCAAGCUCAAGCGCAGCAGGCCCAACAAGCGCAGCAAGUCCAGCAGCAGAAUACUGUUCAACCCGGCCAACAUACCCCGCAACAGCGUCCGGCACCUCAACCUCAAAGUGUGCACGACGCGCAAAGCGUCACACCGCAGCCUCAACCAGGACCGCCACCACACCAAGGAAGUGCAACUCCGCAACCAAACCCUCAACAAGCCCCGUCCUCCCAGCCACCACCGCAGCAACCGGUAGUCACCCAGCAAUCGCAGCCCACGCCAAAUCUCGCCCCUCAACAACUCCCUCAAACUCAACAGCCGGGCCAGCAGCCGCAGCAUCCGCAACAGCCGCAACAGCAGGCUCAAGCACAGCAGCCCCAGCCCCAGACGCAACCCCAGUCACAAUCUCAGCUGGGCCAGCAGCAUCCUGGCCAGCAACAAGGCCAGCAACCUCACCCAAUGGCUGCAGAAGCCAUGAAAGCGCAGCAGCAGCAGCAACAAAAUGCGGCAAUGUUAAUGCAGCAGUCGAGAAUGGCCAUGAGCGGACGAUCAAUUCUAAUUAUGGGUAACUUCGCUGAAGCGAUGAGCAGUUUCACCAGCCGAAACGAAGCUGCCGAUUUACAGUAUUGGUCAAGCUUCGUGGACAGGUUUUACGCACCCACUGGGCUUCUCCGCCAGGGCGUGUACAAUAGUCAAGCUGGCACCAAGCAGUUCGAGAUUGCAACUCCAGCGCUCGCGCGGUAUUACUUGACACAGUUUAACAGCGGGAUACGUCAAAUCCAGAUGUUUAUAGAGGGGCCUCGAGAAAAGGACUUGCCAAACGGAGGCCAUAUUGUCGAGUGUCCUAAAGCUUGUUUUGUCUAUUGGUUCACAAAUGACGCACAGCUUUUUACCACGGGUACUUUGAAGGCACACUUUGAUUACAACCACAGAAUUGAGAUGCUCGACAUCGUCAUCAUGAACCACACGGAGUAUCUUCCUCGGACCCAACUACAGGCAUUGGAGCUUGAUGCCAAACAGAGCCCGAAGCUCACUAAGAACGGCAAACGAGCUUCACAAAAGCAGCCUCAACAGCCCGCAUUCACCUUGCCUGAGUCUAUGGUGACGCCUAAUGGCGUCCCAGCUCCGGUAAUGCAAUUCUUGGAGGUGGCCGAGACAAUAUCACAGAUGCAGCUUUUGUUCCAAUACUCGCAGCAGAACCCGAACUUGACACCAUCUGAAUCCCUGCGGAAUCUUGUCAGCUUCAUGCAGGCUAACCAGAACGCGAACCCAGUCUUCAUGCAGGCUCCUAUGAACCCGGGGAUGCAGCCUGGUCAGAACGCACGGGCACCUAGCAUGGGUGGACCAAAUCAAUUUGCGUCCCCUGGAAUGGCCCAUCUCAAUUUACCGGUCGGUCCUCAAGGCUCGCCUCACCUCUCAGGGUCGGCCCACCCAAGUCCUGGUCAGAGCAAUCUGUCCGGACCUCCGGGAAUGGGUCCACAAGGCCAAAUGCCACAACAGGUUGGUAGCGCUAGCGCAAGCCCUAAUGUGAGUAACAAGCGUCGACGUGCGAGUACCGUCAAGAUGGAGGGCGACGAAAACACCGGUGAGGUCAAUGGCACCGCUCCUGGGCCCACCAAAGUCAAGGCUAGUCCUCGAGUAGGAGGCAAGAGACAGAAAGGGACUGCCGCUUGA
This is a messenger RNA of Aspergillus mulundensis, 2289 nucleotides long. RefSeq names its product LIM domain-binding protein. The transcript is spliced from 5 exons. Gene Ontology annotation, biological process: positive regulation of transcription by RNA polymerase II; negative regulation of transcription by RNA polymerase II. Gene Ontology annotation, cellular component: transcription regulator complex; nucleus. The coding region runs from base 1 to 2289 and encodes 762 amino acids. Lineage: Eukaryota; Fungi; Ascomycota; Eurotiomycetes; Eurotiales; Aspergillaceae. The record is from RefSeq and is a predicted model, not a curated record.